Molecule: messenger RNA, 1782 nt
Organism: Caenorhabditis bovis
Lineage: Eukaryota; Metazoa; Nematoda; Chromadorea; Rhabditida; Rhabditidae
Source: the annotation of a GenBank genome assembly
AUGUUCGGCUAUGAUACACAACGAAAAACUAUUGGUGGCUCCACGGUACGUACACCAACUCGAUCCCGCAUGACGGAUGUCCCCAUGUCGUCUGUGAAAAAGACAAAUGAAAGAGCUGGGACAGUUCGCAUGAGUUUAGGACAAAAUUCAGGAAGAAGGACGUCGUUUUUUCAGAAAACUACCACCCCAGCCUCAAGAGAUAUUCGGGGACUUAUGAACGAAAAUGUAGCAAAGAUUCACACAUUUCUUGAAGAACAUGAGGGAGAGGAUGCAUUGAGCGAAAAGCAGAUUCGAAAGCCAAAUGGUCGUUCAGAUUUUGUCAAUUUAUUCGAACUAUUGUUUCAACAUUUGAAUAGCAAUUAUGUGGUACCACAAGGAUGUAAACUCGAAGAUGAGAUUAUCCCAUUGCUUAAAAACUUGGGUUACCCUUGCGCGUUGAAGCCAAGCCAUUUUCAACCGAUUGGAUCUGGUCAUGGUUAUCCAUAUCUUAUUGACGCACUCGCUUGGCUUGUUGAUCUCAUUCGGUCGAACAUUGAUGUUUCCAACAAAACUGACCAAAUUUUCAUCAAUCAUUCAUUCGAUCAAUUCGUGGUUAAAGAAAGAACUGUUUUCUAUAGUUAUAUGCAAAUAUUCUUUGCGGAAGUUUCGGAGAAUCGCACACUUAUGAAUGAUCCAAACUUUAUAGAAAACCGUCGACAGAAACUUCGCGAUUGGUUGCAAACACAGGAUGAUUUUGAAGAGCAAGCUGAGGCUCUUCGAAACGCUGAAGAGCAAUUCAACUUUGAAUGCGAAGAACUUUGCUCAGAUAAAGGACGUGAGCAGCAAUAUCGCGACAAUUUGCAAACAUUCGAGAAUGAUUUCCGCAAGGCGAAUGAAUACAAAAAUUCUGUAGAAGCAUGUCUUCUUACUUCACGACAAACAUUGACUUCGGUUUCGGCGGAAAAUGAGGAAAUCAAACAGAAAUUACAAUUGGCAAAUGAUGAAGUUCAAGCUUUGAAAAAUCGAAUUGAAGAGCAGAAUUCAAAGUUUGGAAUAUCUGGCGAAAGUGCUCGAAAACUGACAAUGGAAAUUGCGAAUUAUAAGGAUAUUCUACAAGCGACCCAGAAUAAAUUGGAAGAAGUUUUUAAGGAGAAAUGGAGUGUUACCAAUAAAGCGAAAAACGCUUUCAAAAAGCAAAUUGCUUCCUACGAGAAUCUGCUCAGUCUUCUAAAAAAGGCGAUGUCAGGAUUGGUAAUUGAUAUCGAACCAUUCGGAGUUCCUGAAAAUGAAACCACGUUAGACGCUGAACUGAAAAGAAUGGAUCGCGUUGGAAUUCCGUUGAUAAAAGAGAAACUGAAUGCCGAGAAAAUAGAGCUAGAUUGCAAGUUGUCUCGCGCGAAACAGAGCCAAAAUCUGGACAACGAGAAAGUUGAAAUCGAAAAAGAAAAAAAUGAAGAAAUGAAGAAGGAGCAAGAUCGUAUCAACCGUACUAGAAAACGUGAACGAGAGGAAUGGAAAGAAGAGAGAUGUCGAUUGGAAAAAGAGCUUGAUCAAUUGCAAAAUGAGAAGGAGAUUCUGACGGAGAAGAUUCAAGAAAUCGACGGCCUUGAUAAGCAAAUUUCCGACGAGCAAAAGGCAUAUGUGGCUUUGUGUGAUCUUUUGAAUAAUAAUAUACAAGAGCUUGAGAACAGAAUUCAAGAAAAAGCUGAGCCAAUGGUUCAAAAAAUGAUCGAUAUGGAGAUUGAAAUUGCCGUUUUGAAGAAAAAUCGAAAGGAGUUGCUGGAGACAGUCGAAACGUUUUGA